AUGAUGAAAAAAGCCACCAAAGAGAUGUUGAGUGAGGGUUUUGCAAAGAAGAAUUGGAUUUAGCCUACGCCCUCCUUUACUUUUGUGGACUAAGUGGAGAGAGGUCAGAAUAAGAAAGCUACAGUAACCAUAUAGAAAAGGAAGAAAAGAAGACCAGAAAUAAUACAUAAAAGUCGAAGGACAAGGUCGAAGACAGUUAAAGAAACGAACUCGAGUCGAAAAGUAUUGAGGUGCCGUUGAAAAGGUAAAAGCAUCCGCUCAACGACUCUCUCGAGCUGAACUAGACGUUUCGGACGUCGCAAUUCCAAAAUACACUUCAAAAUAACUCCAUUGAAAAUUAUUUAUAGGAAAUGGCAGCUAAAAAACUAGUUGCUGUAGACUUCGAGGUGUUUGGAAAGGUCCAGGGUGUGUUCUUUCGAAAGUAUACUGAGGAACAGGGAACCAAAUUAGGGUUACGAGGCUGGUGCAUGAACACUCGUCAUGGCACCGUGCAAGGCCAGUUACAAGGACCUGAGGGAAUGGUUAAAAUUAUGAAAGAUUGGUUAGAGAAGACUGGAAGUCCAAGCUCACGUAUCGAAAGAGCAGAAUUCAAGAAUGAAAAGGCUAUUGAAGACUACACAUUCUCUGGAUUUAACAUUAGGCACUGAAUAGGCUCUUCAUUCUGUGGUAUAACUUAUUUAUUUUCUAUGUAAUAGCGGAUUAUUAUGUCUUGCUCAAGUUAAAGACUAAUAUCAAUGGUACCUCUGUUAUCAGUGCAAAGAUGUGCUCUUCAUAUCCUUUUGAAUUGUGAUAUUUGUGAAACUGCUUUACUCAUAUGUCUUCUUACACAAAAAUUUCCUUUCUCCUUUCAUAUUAAAUGGUUCCAAUAACUAUUCUCUCACAAUUAUGCUUGUCACAUUGUACUAUCUAUUAUAGUACUGUGGUACUGUACACAAUAGGAAAUUAAAUUUUUGCUUAGCUGAAAAUAUACAGUUGAAUUAGUUUUUACAUAGACUUAUGUAAUAGGGAGAUAAGAAAAUAUUAAAUGAAUAAGAAAAUCAAGACUAUUACCUGGUAUAUUCAUUAAAAAAUUAUAUUGCAAUAUUUCACAAUAUUAAGUUUAAUAGUAACCCUAUACUAAUUCUGACAGCUUACCAGAUUAGUUUCUCUCUCUCUCUCUCUCUCUCUCUCUCUCUCUCUCUCUCUCUCUCUCUCUCUCUCUCUCUCUCUCUCUCUCUCUCUCUCUCUGCUGUUUUAUAUUAUUGUUACAUGUAAUAACACUAAAGAAAGCGUUCAUUAUACCAGAUGUAUCCCUUACCUGUUGAGUUCCUCAUAAUACAUUUUUUAUUGGUUCUCAAAAGCUAGUAAUAUAGGUUAAAUAAUAAUCACAUAGAAUGUUACAUAUAAUUUUAACUCUAUCUAUGUUCAUUCUCCAGAUAUUUGAAAAGCAAACCUGUUGGCUAAUUCUAAAAAUUGUAUAGAAUGUUACAUAUAAUUUUAACCCCAUUUAUGUUCAUUCUCCAUAUAUUUGAAAGGCAAACCUGUUGGCUAAUUCU
Molecule: messenger RNA, 1535 nt
Organism: Macrobrachium nipponense
Lineage: Eukaryota; Metazoa; Arthropoda; Malacostraca; Decapoda; Palaemonidae
Product: acylphosphatase-2-like
Exons: 4
Coding region: 351-647 (98 amino acids)
Molecular function (GO): acylphosphatase activity
Source: RefSeq, a predicted model, not a curated record